This is a messenger RNA of Epinephelus fuscoguttatus (brown-marbled grouper), 6268 nucleotides long. RefSeq lists its product as uncharacterized. The transcript has 7 exons. The coding region runs from base 115 to 1971 and encodes 618 amino acids. The record is from RefSeq and is a predicted model, not a curated record. Lineage: Eukaryota; Metazoa; Chordata; Actinopteri; Perciformes; Serranidae.
UCAGUCCAGGGAAUCUGUUUGAACUGUGCAAACACACUCGGUUGAAACUGUUGUGUCAAAGUUUACUUUCGUAAUCACUUCACCAUGCACUGACAACGUGAGAUCUGAGUCCAAAUGAAGCACCUACAGAAUAUGAAAAUUGUGAUUAAAAUCAUGGUUAUUGUUCUGCACUGUAGAGGUUCCUCAUCUGACAAGACAAAGAAGGUCAGCGUCUUAAUCGGUGCAGACGUGACUCUUAGCUGCCUGUUUGAUAAAUUUUCCAAGCUGGUGGAGUGGAGCACUCUCACCAUUGAGUGGAACAUGGUGGAUAAACGUGCAGAGAAGAGCAUUGUGUACACUUUUGAGGAUGGCAGAGCACAUGUGAACAGAAAUGGCUCCGUGGUGGAUAAAAUGCAGUUGCUAGAAAGUGAUGCAUCUCUGCAGCUUGGUAAUGUGACUGUGGGGGAUGAAGGGCUGUACACCUGCAGAAUCAUCACACCUGUGGUCCACACAGAGACCACCUCACUGGAAGUGCUAGCUCGGCCUUUAGUGUCACUACCAGAGAAGGCAGCAGUGACAGAGGGGGAGGAGAAGACUAUACAGUGUGACAUCAAAGGUUUUUAUCCAGAGAAACUGGCUGUGUCGUGGCUCAUUAAAAAUGGCUCCCACACUGUCCACGCAGGUGCAAGCCACCUCUCCCGAGUCUGCACUGAAAUGGCAAUUCACAAUCCAGAUGGCACCUACAGUAUCCGCAGUGGCAUCACACUGCACUCCUCAGCAGUGAAGGAUGGAGAGAUGCGCAUCAUCUGUCAGGUGGAGCACCAGACCUACGGCCGGCCGCACAACAAGUCUGUCACACUGACUGUUCAGGCUCCAUCACAGCCCCUUUACAGUGCUGUCACACUGAUAGCUGUCACCAGUGUCAUCAGUCUGCUGCUGGUUAUCACUGUUAUUGGAGGCGCUCUGCUUCUCUACAGAUAUUUUGGCAAAGCUCCACCAAGUGUUUCUGAAAUCAGCAAACCCAGCAUCAUAUAUGCCCAGGUGCAGACAGACCUCAAAUGCACCAUCCAAGGAGCAAGACUGCAGGAGCUCAAGGUGAAAUGGUUCAAAUUAAGAAGCUUCGCAGACUCAGUGGUCCAGUCAGAAUGUGAUUCUCUGUUGCUCAGUGAGGAUCUGAGUGAACAGGCUUGUCUCCAGUCAGAUGGCAGACACCACACAUCUGUCCUGACUGUGUGUCUGAGCGUCACUGAAGACCUGACUGAAUACCAGUGUGUGGUGCUGUGCAGGGGCAAGUGCAUCAAAAGAAACACCACAGUCCCAGUAAAAGUGGAGCCGUCUUUCAUCCAGAUCUCCAGCAUUCCUCAGAUCCCCAAGGUGGAGAGGCUGCUGGUUCUCUGCUGUCGGGUGGAGAACUUCUACCCUCAGGACAUCGACCUGGAGUGGUCCAGGAAUGACGGGGAGCAAGUUGGCACCGUCACUCACUUUGGACCUUUCUCUGACCACAACCGCCUCUACAGCAUGUGGAGUAAGAUUCAGCUGGUCAUGGCCAGAGAGGACGAGAGGGCUGUCUACACCUGCCGAGUUUACCACUCCAGCUUCCCUGCUCCAGGUUACAAAGAUGUCCUGUAUCACAUCAACACUCAAGGAACUCCUCCUAAUGUGAUGUUCAUCGACUGUGAACCACUGUGUCCUCUGAUGAAUGAAGAGUGUACACUGCACCUGUGUAUCAAAGACUUCUGUCCUGAGGACCUGUCAGUGACUUGGACUAAAGAUGGAGAGACGAUUCUGUCCGGUGUCUUUAACACUCCCCCAAGCCUGAACAUCAACGGCCUCUACUCCAUGUUCAGUUUCCUCAAACUCACCCCCAGCAAGAAGGACCAGGGCUCCAAGUUCAGGUGCCAAGUGGUUCACAGCGCCCAGAGGGAGCCUGAGGAGAGACUCUUCACACUUCCUGCUGCAACACACAACCUACAUGUGACAGACGGCUGCUGAUGUCUUCACUGUGUAAACUCCUACAUUUCAAGCUACAGUAGUUUGAUUUGUGAAAGUUGGGAUGCAGAUCAGAAGAGAGAAAACAGGUAUUGGGACUGAUGGUGGGCCCUCUAAAAACAGUAUGUGGUUACUGCCUUUCACUGGUAUGAUCCAAGCAGCAACCACCGGGGCUAAAAAAUCAAGCCAACAUGGAAGUGAACAGAAAUAACAGAACACAGAACAUAACAGAAAUAAACAUGUUUACAGCCCAGAAAAACUGCUCUGGCUUCCACAGCUACUCUUAACAUUCAUGACAACUGUACAGAGCAUUUAAAAAAAACCCUACUUGUUUGCUAUUUAAUAAAGGCUUCAGGUUAUACAUAAUUAAGGACAGGCCACUAGAUCCACUCCUUGCUUCUCCACAGCACCUCCCUCUUGUCCAAAUAUGGUCACUUCUGGCUCCAAAAAAUUAGGAUGGUGACGGCUCAAAUGCCAAACUCGAGGCAUCAAAACAGGAGUCCACAAAUCAAUGGGUGACAUCACAGUAGCUGGGUCCAUUAUUUUAUAGUCUAUAGUAUGAUCAACCCAUUCUCAUCCAAACUUGUCAUAUAACCCUGCUUUGUGAGUAGACCUUAACAUCAAAAAAAUGACGUGCUAGGUAGCAACCUGCGUCAGUUUUGGAGGUUCAUGGGCAGCGUCCCAAUUGAUGCUUGUUACAUGCACAGUGUCUUUUUAAAAUAUAUUUCCAUUCUGCUCGUAACUUGCAUACAGUCUUUUCCUAAAUCCACUUACGAUGUAGGUAAAACACUUUGUUUUUAGGUUUAUUUCAUUAAGUUUAGGCAUGGACAUAAUGUCACAUCCAUUGACAUUUGUCAUGGGACGUACAUCACUAGUGUACAUCUCUCCGCAGUCCCCCCACCCCACUCCCCACCACACGGAGAUUACUCAACCUGUUCUCAUUCCCAGCUCGUCAAAUACCACUGUUUUGUCAGUGAUCUCGGUGCCAGACAGCGAUGCACAAAGGCACCCUUUGCAAUGGUGUGAUACACACUGGGUAGUGGCAGUUUGUAAUGCCACCAGCAGCGACCAUAGUAUAAAGACUGAGAAAGUCCUGACUUUCACCCAGAAGCCUGCUGUUUGUUUUCUGUGUAAAACCAAAAAUCAGUGGAACUAUUUUCAUACCAUCUUAGUGUGCUAGCAUGUGUAGCAUGCUAUGCUACUGACAUAUGUUACAUAACUUGUGUCAUGUAAAAUUACAUGACGUUAGUAACAACUGUACUUAUUUUAAAGGGCCAGUGUGUAAUAUUUGGCAUGGUUUAUUGCCAGUCUGACUCUGAAUAUUCUACCCAUUAAUAUGUUUAUACAAGUGUAUAAUCGCUAUAAAAUAAAAUUCGUUUGGUUUUCGUACCCUUAUAAUUAUGCUUUUAUAUAUACAUAUAUAUAUAUAUAUAUAUAGCAAGGGCCUUGCUUUAGAGAAGUCGCCAUCUUGCGCCACCAUGUAUGUAUGGCAGACCGAGCGGACAAUCCAGCCAGCCAGAGAACGCGUUUGGUUGUAUAAAUGAACCAACAAAGACAGUGGAAGGAAGGAAGAAGGAGGAGGAAACAGCAGAGAGUGUUAGUAGUUCGUCGAUAGAGAGUAGUGAAAAGUUUUUUUAGUUAUAAAGUUUGCGAAUGAACCACGCUUACCACGCAACAGGAGAGAAUGAACCCGAACCGUCAUCUGCGAGGAAAAGAAGACACAACUUCACUCCUUGUGAUGCACUCUCUGCGGCGCUUUUCCUCCUGAUGAUAUAUCUCCCCAACGAUGGUAGCACCGAAUCCCAUUCUGUGCAUUCAGCCUCUCUUCUCGCCCACUCAGCAUCAAACACAUAGAGUUCCUCAUCUGUAUGCUCCGGCUCAAACAGGUAUGGCUCUGGGUCUGUGUCCGCUACAAGAAACUCUUCAAAAUCGCGUUCAAAGUCAUCCAUUGCAGCUACUAUAGUCCGGAGACAUUGCUAGGCUAAAUAAACAGCUGAGCUCUGUUUACAGGCUACGCUGUCAGUCAGUGUGCGGGCUGGAGAUUGGCGGAGCAGAAAGGGGAAGGGGGUCCCCACCUGGUAUGGUAAACGAGUAUGUGUGUAUGAACUGUCUCCGUUACACUAGAAGAGUCAGAGUUUGGGACGGAGUCUUUUACCCCCUGGAGUGUUACCGGAGUUUUUGGAGUGCUCAGAUAAACUGGCCUUUUUCCCGAACGCUCCUCUGGUCUCCUGCUCGUGAGAUAUUCAUUACAAUAUCGUAACAUGGGUUAGAUUUCUAAAUAAAUAUUCACCUCUUCGCUAGAUAGACCUACUCCUGAAAAACUCGUGCGCAAGGCCUUUUGUCCCUACGCGGCCACCGUCAUUUACCCGACGGGAAGGGUGAGCGAGUGAGCCCUGCAAUCUAGAAUUUGACCACUGAUGUCACUGUUUUCAACCCAUUUUACACACUGGCCCUUUAAGACAAACCAUGUUUUCUUCUAAACCUAACCACGUGCUUUUGUUGCGUAAACCUAAGGAAAUGAACAGGAAAAAAAGUGCUUUACCGACUGAUGGACACAGUGCAUGUUACAAGUGUACAUGUAGGGAUGUUUUGACACUUGGUCCUUUUCAGCCCUCUAAGCGGACUUAGAGCGGUGACUCAGCAUUUUUUUGGGCAUAUGUGAGCACUCCAAGAGAACUCAGACCCCUCUGAAGCGAACCAAACUCAGACCACCUCAGGGGGUGGUUUGAGUUCGGUUUGCUGAUCGGUGUGGUCCCCUUAACCUGUGCACUGUGAACACAAAGUGCUCUGGGUUCGCUUUGCUCUUUGCCAUUUUAUUUAGCCCUCUAGAUUACAUGCUAUUAAACUGGGAAGUUUAAUAGCAUGGAAAGAACAAACAAAACCACGUUGGCCUGUGACGCUUGCAAGGACGCAGGAUGAGGAGUAGUUUGGUCCAUGAGAGAUACUGCACAUCUCUAGAUGUGGAAUGUAGGAUACAUUAAACCGCAACAGUCUACAGCACAGAGAUACAAAGGUUUUCCUCUAGUUUUAAGUUCAUCUGAGAGUGAGGGGCUUCAUAACCGCACUGCAGUGCCACAUCAAAGUAAAAACAAAACUACAUCAAUGUAUACUGUAUAUAGGCUAUAGUGUGAACAGAAAGAGGACUGAGGCCCCAUCAAAGCUGAAGCUGAUCAGAAAGAGAACAGAGUCAGUUCUUUCAAAUGAACUAACAAUGUGAACACAAAAAGAACUGAGUCCCUUUUCUGGUGGUCCACUUUUUAGUGCACUUUAAGAAGACUGAGUUCAGUUUGUUUUAAAAGGACUAUAUGUGAAAAUACCCUUAAUUGACACAUCAUAAUAAUGAUAAUAAUGCAUUUUAUUUAUAGAGCACUUUCCAAAGUACUCAAAGGUACUCCCUGAAUGUCCAAAACUAAAACAGCUCAUAUAGAAUACUGUAAAUUUAUUACGUUGAUCUGUUCUGUAUGACAUCUAUUGCACAUCUGUCCGUCCUGGAAGAGGGAUCCCUCCUCAGUUGCUCUUCCUGAGGUUUCUACCAUUUUUUUUUCCCCGUUAAAGGUUUUUUUGGGGAGUUUUUCCUUAUCCACUGUGAGGGUCCUAAGGACAGAGGGAUGUCGUAUGCUGUAAAGCCCUGUGAGGCAAAUUGUGAUUUGUGAUAUUGGGCUUUAUAAAUAAAAUUGAAUUGAAUUGAAUACCUGUAGUGUCAUAUUUUGACAAGUGGGUCUACUGAGAAAGUAACAGUAAUUGAUGAGUUGGGGUGGGCAGUGUUGGGUCUAACCUGUGCAGCAGCAGCAGCAGCAGCAACAGAAAGUAAGCUAAUCCAGUCAGGGUAGGUUGGGACCAUGUUGCAACAGUUUUUGUUUUUUUUCUUGAAUUUGUUUGUUGCACGCUCCAGCCUUCAUAAAGCCAGGAUGGAACUGUAGGAAGAAGACAUCUGAUUGAAUCAGGACAAGAGCUCAAUGGUAAACCUGAAUUUAUUCUUUUACAGUCACAACAGACUUUCAGUGUACAGACUUGGAGCCUUUCAACCAAACUGCCUUGCUAAAUUCAACAUUUACAGGCGACUCAAAAAAAGUGUAAAACCAAGUAUUAUUUGAGAAUUUUCAGAACACAGACAUUUCAUAUUAGCCGUGUUCAAAGGCUUAUUACUGAAGAUUGCAGGGUUUUUUUGGUUAAAGUUGUAAUUAAAGUAAUUAAGUUAUUUGUGGUUUAUUGAAUUGCUCCUAAUUAUAUAACUACAGUAUCUUUUCAGACUGUUUUAUGUAUGCAUUACUUAUUUCUCUGUAUGUUUAUGAUCUUUGUA